Dacryopinax primogenitus is the source of this 732-nucleotide messenger RNA. RefSeq lists its product as uncharacterized. The transcript has a single exon. Bases 30 to 593 code for a protein of 187 amino acids. NCBI's taxonomy places the organism in Eukaryota, Fungi, Basidiomycota, Dacrymycetes, Dacrymycetales, Dacrymycetaceae. The record is from RefSeq and is a predicted model, not a curated record.
AACAGCGGAGGGCUGAGAUAGAGCAAACGAUGGCUGAGAUGCGGAAAGAGAUGGAGCGAAUGUGCGCAGAAGUGGCAAGGAUCGAUGCUCGGUCUCAAGAACAGUCUCUGCCCUUGCCCCACUCCGCACCGGCACUCGAACCUUCUCCACCCCGACCACCACCGCUCUCUUCCUUGCCCUCCCUUGCAGAUGAAAGAGAAGAUAUCAGCUCUCAAAUCACCUCCGCUCUGCCCGAAGCCAAGUUCUACACUGACUCUGCACGAAUCGACCUCUCAGAGGAGAUGGACGCCUCCCUAAGCACACACUUUACCCAUUUCAACAAAGUGGACGAGGAGCUGCAGUCGCUCGGCAAACAUCUGCGUGCCAUGGGUGAAGAGAUGGGAGGGAUGCGGGAAGAGGCCGGAAGGAAGUGGGAGGAGAUGUUGGCAAAGGUUAGGGGAGUGCUGGAGGUCAGUCGGGCUUGUGUGGGGUUGUUGACAAGGCUCGACCCGGAGGUACAGUCUGGUACUGCGGCUGCAGAAAACGUCGAGCGACCUGCUGGGCAGGUUCAGGACGACCAUGAAGGCCAGGGGAUGAUUUUGGAUCAAGCGUGAUCCCAGGCAGGCGUAUGCAUAAGAAGAAAGGAGCCUGCAAGAGGCCAAUUAUGUACUAGUACUGGCUCUCCCUGGUUCAGUGGUGCCGUGCGUUGUUUUGGGCAUUUUGCUGCGUCUCCUUUCCGAAAUUUCAACCAGG